AUGGCCUCCCACCGCAUCGGCGCCCGCCUGUCUGGCCUCUCGCCAGAGCAGCUCGUCGCCUUCAUCGACGAGCAGGCGCCUCUCUGGAGCGCCGCCGCAAUGCGCGUGGCGGAGGAGCACGCCGAGCUCGGCUCGUGGAGCAGCCCGACCCUGCAGAUGCGUCGCUGGUUCGCCUCGCUUGCCAUUCUCGGGCUGUCGCCUCCAGCGUCUGCGGGAAACGGCUACUCGCUGAGCUUUAGCCAGCCCGGCUCGGUGGUCGCGACUCGACGGCUCUACCUCGAUCCUGAUGACUUAGAGCUGCGGCGGAUGGCCAGCGGCUUUACCUUCAUGAUGUGGCUUCGCUUCAACGACCUCACUGCGUCGCGGCCGGCCAUCCACUGGGGCCUGGGCUGCACCUCUGACGGCAACUUCAUGCAGCCGUUCGCCGGCAUUCACGGAGGGUUCCAGCUCGGCGGCAGCGCGCCCGAGCCGUCGGCCGUCGGCAGCGUAGAGGACGCCACGCAGUGGCAUCACUAUGCGCAGAGCUGGAACGCCACGGAUGGCAGGCGCGUUGUCUACGUCGACGGCGUCGAGGUGAGUAGCGACGCGGCCGGUGACGGCGCCGCGUACAUUGGCGGUGCCUUCCUAGACGACGACGCCUUCAUGUACAUCGGGAUGAACGUGUACCCUCAAAAGUGGGGCCUGGACGAAAUCACGCACGGCAACCCGCAGAUGAGCUUUGACGGCGAGAUAGACGACCUCGCCAUCUACGCUGGCCCUCUCUCCAACGAGUCGAUCGCCGCGCGGGCGCGCCUCGCCGGCGAGGACCUGCUAGGCGACGACUGCCUGUUCCUCUACACCUUUGAUAACGCCAGCCUGGACGUUGUCGCCAACCUUGGCCGGGCUGGGGGGAACGAGUCUGCCAACCCGUACGAUUUGCGUUUCGCCCAGUUCCCCAAGCCGCCUGGCGCGGAGGACUUGGGCCGCAAAUUCUCGCGCGGUAGCGGCACGUCGGCCGCGUUGUUGGUGGCACCGUCCCGCAUCCCCAGCUCUCGCACGCACGUCAGCUCCGUCUCCGCGCCGAGUGUCGUCUCGGCGCUGCCCGGCGCAAACGUCACCGUCGAGACUGCCAACGGCCCGCGCCAGCUCACGGCUCCGACCGACGGCAGCACGCUCUUCGAAGGACGUGUGCACGUCGUGCCUCGGCUGCCGCCCACCACUGAGCGUCGGGACGUUUUUGCGAGCGAGCGCACCUUCGAGGACCGCGAGGUGAGCCUGCAGCUCGUGGGCAGCUCCAACUUCGCGCCCGGCAUCGAGCUCAAGCCAGUAAUCACUAGCCUGCCUUCGAAUGGCGCCCUCUUCGCCACCAACGACUCGCUCGCCGGCUCCGAACAGGGCAUCGCGAUCAGCGAGUCGCAGCAGACAGUCGACACGGUGGGGCGCUACGUCCGCUACAAGCCAGCAGACCAUUUCGUCGGCGUCGAUACCUUCACGUAUUCGCUCCUCGCGCCCGGGGGCGUCCUCUCCGAGGAGAGCACGACCGUCCGCGUGGAGGUCGAAUCGGACAACGACAUGCCGACCAUCGCCCCGAUUGCGAAGCGCAUCUCAGAAGACUCUGGCGACCUGGUCAUUCGGCUGACGCCCAACGACGUCGAGGACGGCCAGCCACUCGAGCUCGCGAUCACGCAGCUCCCUAGGUUAGGCGACCUGUACCCCUACAACGAGACUAGCGGCGCGGCGCAGGACGGCCCUCCGAUCACGCAGGUCUACUCGACCUUCAACGUCGGUGCCGUGUUUGGGCAGUACAUCUCCGCGGUCAUCAGCUCGAGCUCCUUCUGGGGCAACCCUCCGAGCAUCGACUACCACCCGCUCGCAGUCAUUGGCAAGCCCGACUGCGGGACGUACGGCGAGUGCUCCACGAGCGGCGAGUGGGUAUCGGACGCGUCACGCCCGAUCCCGCCCGGCGUGCUUGCCUACCACGAAGUGGACGGCAUCAAGGCGGCGGCGUACGUGAGGAGCUCGAACGAGGCGAAGGGGACGGUCGAGAUCGACUACGUGCCCAUGUACAAGCGCGACGCGGGCGUACUGCGCCGGUGCCUCAUUGACCCUAGCGUCAAGGUUGACGAGGGCGUCUCCGCCUACCCCGGCGGGUGCGUUUUGGAUUCUGACGAGCCGGUCCCUAAGAGCGUGCCCCGGGCACAGAUUGUCCCUCUAGCCGCUGGCGUGUGGAGCCCGCUCAAGCAGGGGCUGGUCGACGAGAAUUUGAGCGACCCCGACAAGUCGGUCGCCUUCGGCGCGCAGUUCCUCGUCGACCAUCGGCAGCGAGACUUUUACCCGCCGUUCACCGAGUACAUUGACGUGGCGAUCGCACGGCCCGUCUACGUCGUCCGGCUCGAGAUUGGCUCCCCGCGAGGGAUGGGACAGGUCGUAAAGAUCCUGGCCCAGAGUCCGGACGGCUCGUGGGUGGAGGUAUACUCGGGCAAGCCGCAGCGCGAGGUUGCGACGAAGUACACUAGCAUGCGCACCUACCACCUCUGGGCGCCCUCAAUUUGUCGAACCCAUUUCCCCGUCUCGGUCCUGCGGAUCGCGGUCGACACCAGCGCAGAGACCGGCAUUGACGACUGGCGCGAGAUCGCCCGCCCAUUCCCCGCCCCUCUGAUAGCCACUAUCCUCAUCCCCCCUCCCAAUCCUAGGAACUACAUCGAUUAUGUCGAAGUGUUCGGCUCGGAGGCGCUGCAGCCCGCCGCAAUCCGCACGACGGCUCGUGCGGUCGUGUACCGUCCGCACGACAAUGCCGUCGGCGAGGACAGCUUCCGCUACGUUGCGACGGACUGUCCCGGCGACCCUUUCCGCACGACGGAGUCGGAGCUCGUCUCCAUCUCGAUCGUCGCCGUCAAUGACGCGCCCAAGGCGGUCGGAGUGCCCGUUGACGACGCGGUCGCUUUCCCGCUGAAAGGUCUAGUGGGCGCGAGCUUCUUCUCGAUGAAGGCGCGAGACGUUGACAGGUCGGACACGCUCACGUUCAAGAUCCACAGGCUGCCGACUCACGCGACGCUGUCUGACGCGGCGGGAGAAAUUGGGAUUGGGCGAGUGAUCCCGAUGGCCGCGGCGCCCGUCGCGGGCGGAGAGAUCCCCUGCUCUGAGGCUCAACCGUGCCCGUCCAGCCCGAUGACUGGCUCUCUUCUCUUUUGCAGCGUCGCGUCCCCGCCCAACGGGACGUGCGCUUGGUGCGACGACGUCGACGAUUGCGACACCAGCGCCAACCUGACGAUUUGGAGCAGGGGGACUUGCCGGACCGCAUGCCGCGCGCCGGUGUCUCCCCCGCUGGUGGAGUCGGCCCAGGUGAGCAUACAGACCGAGGUGUGCGGACCCGACUCGUUCUCCUUCUCGGUCUCUGACGGCGUGAGCACUUCGGCCGGCGCGACGGUCCACUUUGUCUUCCAGUGCUCCCGGCGGUGCGACCGAGCAGACAUGCUCUCCGAGACAAGCGACUGCGACUCGUCGGACCCUCCGGUGAGGAGGACCACGUGGCGAUGGGAUGACGCCAGCGACUGCGACCUGCCGCGCGCGGGCCUGCAAAGGCCGGCUCCGGGCGGGCCCGCUGGGGUGAAUGUGCCAGCCACUGGCCGCUGGGCGCUGCCCGCCUCGACCACGGAGGAGUGCUCGUCGAACGACGACUCGACGACCCUAAUUGUCGUCGUGUGCAGCGUCGUGGGGGCCGUCCUCCUCCUGGGUUGCUGCUGCGCCGCCUAUGUCGUGCGGCGGCUGCAGCGGCAGCGGCACAGGCCAAAUCAGCAGUUCCUGUGCCGCCGGACGCACUUGCCUCCCGACAUCGCCCCAGUGGGCGCGGACGAGUUCCACCUCUUCCUGAGCCACACGUGGCUGUCUGGGCAGGACCAGAUUGCGAUGAUCAAGCAGCAACUCUUGGGCUUUCUGCCCGCCCAUGUGCGUGUCUUUCGCGACGUCGAUGACCUUGAAAACAUCGACCGCUUAGAGGAGUACGUCGCCAAAUCACAGGUCGUGCUGCUCUUCCUUAGCAAGGGCUACUUCCUAUCGCGCAAUUGCCUGCGCGAGGUCCGAGCGGCAGUGACAAGCAGCAAGCCCGUCAUCCUUGUCCACGAGCACGCCGAGGCCAAGGGCGGCGACCGGCUCGAGGUGCUGCGGCAGGAGUGCCCAGAGGAGCUGCGCGAGCUCGUCUUUGACUCCAAACGGCCGCUCGUGCGCUGGCAUCGCCUCAGCGACCUGAACCGAGUCUCGUUGCUGCAGAUCGCGUCACUGCUACACACGUUUGGGCGGAGUCUCAACGCGCUCUACCUGCCAAACUCGCUCACCGAGGAGACAAUCUCAGUCUCUCACCCGGUGCGCAUCUUUGCCAGCCGCGACAACAACCAGGGCGCCAACCGCAUUCUAGAUGGGAUCGUUGCCGCCGCCGUCCCCGCGGCCGGUCCGACCUCGUUCGGCGAGCGACGUGGCCGCCGCGCGAUCCUCGGCGGUGGCUGGCGAGGCGGGAACCGCACCACCUCCACCGACGUCCCUCACGUCGAACGGCAGUUGUCCGACGUGAAGCUGGCGCGUCACUCUGGAGCUGUCGGGGCGAGCGUCAGGAUCCAGCGCGCUUGGCGUGGAUUCGCCGCGAGGACCGAGCUAAAGCCUUCGGACCUGCGCAUCCACUGCUCGAUCGAGCGCGCGGACAGCCUGAGCGAUGCGACGCACAUGCUGCUCUACCUCACAUUGACAACCUUCGACGCCAACCGCGCGGGCGCCGACGCUCUCGCCAACGAGAUCCGCGAGGCCCGGCAGCGCGGGAUCUCCCUGGCGCGCUCUGCACUAGCUGCACCGCACUGA
Molecule: messenger RNA, 4824 nt
Organism: Emiliania huxleyi CCMP1516
Lineage: Eukaryota; Haptophyta; Isochrysidales; Noelaerhabdaceae
Exons: 4
Coding region: 1-4824 (1607 amino acids)
Molecular function (GO): protein binding
Source: RefSeq, a predicted model, not a curated record